ACAACAGUGGCAACUGGCAAUGCGGCACGGUUAUACAUUGUACAAUAUGCAGGACCUAUAAUAUAGGAGUCUAACGAGUUUAUUAUAAUAUAUUUUUAUAAUAAUAUAUAUUACUUUAGUCUAUAGACUAUAAUUCUAUAUUAUUGAGAUAUACACACACUUCCAUAGAAUUUUAAACUUGUCAAUUAAUAAAUUCAGCUGUAGAUUAUAAUUUUAUGACAAAUAAAAUGUCGAAGAUUGUUGUUAUUGGUUCUUGUAGUACUGAUAUGUUUUUUUAUACAUCAAUAUUGCCUAACCCUGGACAGACCAUACACGGUAAACAAUUUUCUUUAGACUUUGGUGGUAAGGGAGCAAACCAAUGUAUUGCAGCACAGAAACUUGGAGCUGAUACUGUAUUUAUUGGCUGUGUUGGAUCAGACAUUUUUGGUAGAGAUAUUAUAAAUAAUUUUGAAAAAUGGGGCGUAGACACUCAAUUUAUUACAAAAAAAUCAAUUGAUACAGGAGUUGCACAAAUUAAUGUUACAGAUAAUGGUGAAAAUUAUAUCAUUAUAGUAGCAGGAGCUAAUGGAACAUUACAAAAAGAAGAUGUGGAUAAAGCACAAGAUUUAUUACUUAAUGAAACUAGAGUUGUGCUAUUUCAAUUUGAAACUCCACUAGAAACAACUGAAUGUAUACUUAAUAUGCUUUCUACUGCAAAUAGUAAAUGUUGUAAAAUUGUAAAUGGUGCUCCUGCUUAUUCAAAUUCUUAUCAGAAUAUACUAAAAUUAGCCGACAUAUUUUGUGUUAAUGAAUCUGAGGCAGAAAUUUAUACAAAUUGCAUAAAGAAAAUUGAUAGUAUUGAAUCAGCAAAUGAAGUUUUAUCUUUACUUUUAAAACAAGGAUGCAAAAUUGUAAUUAUCACAUUAGGACCAUUAGGUGCCAUAUUUGCGUCUAAAGAUGAACCAGAACCACAGUGGGUUAAAGUGCCAAAAAUAGAAAAUCCUAUUGAUACCUCAGGCGCUGGUGAUGCCUUUUUAGGAAGUUUAGCUUAUUUCAUUGUCCAUACACCAAAUUUGAGUUUAUAUGAACAAAUUAAAAGAGCGUGCAUAAUAGCUACAAAGACAGUUCAGUUUAAAGGAACCCAGAAAAGUUAUCCUUUAAAAAAAGAUUUACCCAAAGAACUUUUCAAUUAAUAUAUACAUGAAAUAAAUAUAUGAAGUUAUUGUAAUAUUAAAGUACUUAAUUAUAAUUUAUGUGUUGUAUAAAUUAUGUUAAUGCAUGCCAAUACGCAAGGCUGGGAAAGU
Rhopalosiphum maidis (corn leaf aphid) is the source of this 1283-nucleotide messenger RNA. Its product is annotated as ribokinase-like. The transcript is spliced from 7 exons. Gene Ontology annotation, molecular function: ribokinase activity. Gene Ontology annotation, biological process: D-ribose metabolic process. NCBI's taxonomy places the organism in Eukaryota, Metazoa, Arthropoda, Insecta, Hemiptera, Aphididae. Bases 216 to 1172 code for a protein of 318 amino acids. The record is from RefSeq and is a predicted model, not a curated record.